AUGUUACUGGUGACUGUACCUACCAUUUGUUCUAUAUCCAGAGAUAAAGGUGGGAGGAUCAUCAAGUGGAUCACUAGUUCAUGGGAAAGGAUAAGGUCAGCCAAUGUUUCUCGAGAUCCAGUAUCUGCGUUUAACGUGUCGCCUGAUGGGAAGCUCCUAGCAGUAGCCUUGGUAUCUGCGUCACUAGAUUCGAGUGCUAGGGUGACAUUGAUCAGGGAGAAGAAAAACGAUGAAUCGAGCUUUUGGACUGCUAUUUUGAUCAUCUUAUUCGCGAUGGCUGUGUACUACGCCAGAACCGGAAGUUUUCUUCCUCUGACGAAGUGA
Molecule: messenger RNA, 324 nt
Organism: Striga hermonthica
Lineage: Eukaryota; Viridiplantae; Streptophyta; Magnoliopsida; Lamiales; Orobanchaceae
Source: the annotation of a GenBank genome assembly